Messenger RNA from Magallana angulata, 1886 nucleotides. RefSeq lists its product as uncharacterized. The record is from RefSeq and is a predicted model, not a curated record. The transcript has 2 exons. Gene Ontology annotation, molecular function: protein binding; zinc ion binding. NCBI's taxonomy places the organism in Eukaryota, Metazoa, Mollusca, Bivalvia, Ostreida, Ostreidae. Bases 115 to 1776 code for a protein of 553 amino acids.
UCUGAUAUUUUUUCAAUAUCUGAUCAGGUAGCAACCAGAGCAGGACCAGUCAUGUUUCGGACACGCAUACCAGGCAGUUAGAGAUUGUGUUAUUUCUUGUUAACAAGAAAUGCCAUGGAUCCUCAUUCUGAUGCCCAGGAUGUGCCCCGAUGUGACUUUUGUGAGACCGCCAUAGUGCACAACUACUGUGACUUUUGUCAUGUCAACCUAUGCACGUCAUGUAUAGGCAAACACAUCUCAGACGGAUAUGACAAACAUAAAAUUGUCCCAUUCCUGGAACGGAGAUCAACCCUUAUUUAUCCGAAAUGUGGAAUACAUCAAAACAAAAAUUGUGAAUUACAGUGCAAAGAUUGCAACAUUUCAGUAUGCUCUACCUGUACAGCAUCAAAACAGCACAAGGGACAUAACUUUGUAGAAGUUACAGAAGUUUACCAUGAAAAGAAAGAAGUUAUUAAGAAAGACACAAACGAGUUGGAGAAUCAUAUUUCUCCUACGUCUGAAAAAAUUGCUCUGGACUUGGAAAAACAGCUCGCCAACCUGGAUGGUGGAUAUGAGAAACUUACAACAACAAUGUCCAAACAAGGAGAGCAAUGGCACAGAGAAAUCGAUUUCGUCAUCAACAAAAUGAAAUCCGAAAUCGACGAGAUAAAAGUAAAACAUAGAGACGUUUUAAAGAAACAAUUGGAUGAAAUCAAACAGAUACAGUCUCUCAUAAAACAAACAUCUCUGGCCUUGAGACAAAUUGAGAAGUCCACUGAUAUAUCUCCUACCAUUGAAUACAGCUCUAAGAUCAGAGAUUUCCGAAAGCUUCCACCCAAGGUUCAGGUAUCCCUUCCAACAUUCAUUCCAAAACCAAUAGACCAAAAGCAGCUGUAUAGUUUGUAUGGACAGAUCACCCCAUUAUCUACUUCUACAAAAGAAAAUGUAUUGUCACUAAACCAACCCAACACUUCAGCAAGACAACUACUGGAUAAACCGGAACAUGUUGCCACAAUACAGACUGGGUAUGGAGAACUUCGCAGCGUUUCCUGUCUUAAUGAAGACAAGAUAUGGGCAAGUGGAGUGACUAAUAAUAUCAAAUGCUUUAACAUUAAAGGUCUGUUACUUCAAGCAAUCAAACUAACUUCAAGACAUUCCCCCUCUGAUAUAGCCAUAGACAGUGAUGGUAAUCUUUUGUACACUUUGUGGAAAAUAGGGACAGUUAUUAUAGUAAAGAAUGGACAGACAGAAGUGUUGUUCACAAUUCAGGGUUGGAUGCCAUCAAAACUGUGUGUCACCUCUACCGGUGAUAUCCUAGUUACCAUGUUCAGUGAUGAUGAAACUCAAUCCAAAGUUGUCCGUUACUCGGGAUCUACAAAGAAACAAUCAAUUCAAUAUGACAGAGACGGUAAACCCUUGUACUCAGGGAAUGCACUUAUUAAAUACAUUACUGAAAACAGAAACCAUGACAUAUGUGUAGCUGAUUUUGCGGCUGGUGCUGUAGUGGUGGUGAAUCAUGACGGGAAACUCAAAUGGAGAUACUCUGGUAAUCCCUCAGUUACCAAGAACAAACUAUUUCAGCCCCAUGGAAUCACAACAGACAGUCAGAGGCAUAUCCUGACAACAGAUUGUGACAAUCAUUGUAUCCACAUUCUUGAACAGGAUGGACAGUUUCUCCGUUUCAUUGAUAACUGUGAUUUGCAGGGUCCUUUUGGCUUAUGUGUGGACAAUAACGACAAUCUGUUUGUGUGUGAAUAUACCAAAGGCAAUGUGAAGAAAAUCAAAUAUUUAAAAUAGACAUCCUCCAUUGCUGAAAUGUGAUGUUAAUAAAAAAGUGACCUUUUUCUCAUAACAAGCUUAUCACAUUUCCUUACUGGAAUUUUCUAUUAAAUAAAUUCUAAAUUGUA